Cooperia oncophora is the source of this 300-nucleotide messenger RNA. The record is from the annotation of a GenBank genome assembly. Lineage: Eukaryota; Metazoa; Nematoda; Chromadorea; Rhabditida; Trichostrongylidae.
AUGGAUGGAAGGCCGAAGCGGCGCAGCGCCUAUUCUGUCUUGGAAGUAGAUAAUUUUUUGAACCAGUAUGUGGAACAAAUCGAGGCUAAGAAAGAUGAGGAAGAAGAAGAGAAGACACAGAAAUGUAAACUGGAGGAGGUUAAGCAGACGAAUCAAUUUCCUCCAACGAUGGUUGAUAGCAAAGAAAAAUCAGAUAGUAAAGAGAAAUCGGAGAAAACGGAACACAAGGAUCAGUCAGACGAGUAUGUUGAUAUCACCAAAAUGGCUUCAAAACACUCUAUCACAAAGUCGCAGGAUUAA